GUUGUGUCUUGUCAUCCUGUCUAUCUGACGAACAGGCGAGGGAGUUGUGUCAAUGUGCUGCUGGUGAUGCCGGGUCUGACAAAUCAACAGAACUGUAUCCUUUCGACCAAAAUGAUCGCGCUCGUCAUGAUCCGAUGUGCCCCUUGAUCAGACUCAAGUCACAACAUUGCUCCUCGAAACUGGUUGAAGUCUGGCGUCUUGGCAUGUUACAGGACAGAGAAAAGGGAGACAUUCGCAACCAUAUAAUCAACGCUGCCACCAAGACUGUAGCCAAGGUUACAAGAGUUCAUAAGGAUCUCCCGUACGGGAACGUCCAUAUGAGUCUUAUGAUGGGGCCGCUGCUAAUCGAAAAUGGAGUCCCUCAGUUUGUACCCUUUCUUUCUCUGGCACCUCUAUUCAGGUCGAUUGAAAAGAUUUCUGACCUUUGUUAUAUUAGAUCCAUGGGCGGUGUGCUGUUCACGGUUCGAGAUCGUCUUCAAUUACAUCCAGUAGAUAUUCCUACAAGCUCAGUGACCAGGUGCUUUGCUCUCAGCGAAGACAGACAGCUAUACAGGACGGAGAGACAUAUACCCAGAGACCGCGGAGUCAAAGUCUUGAUGAAACAGAUAGUAGGCAGUCCGUUCUGGAGUCUGAGAGAAGAGGAUCGUAUCGCCGAGACAGAAAUCAUCAAGGAUGUAGCCAAGGCCAGUCUAGCUUAUAUCGACAUCCUGGGGGAAGAGUCCAAGCGACACAGACAGAAUAAGUCAAAGGCAAGGAAAGAGAUCCUCAGAAAGCUUCAUAAACUCCUAGAUGAGCGUGUUGAGAUCUACCUUCACUCCAUUGUCAACAAACUUUUCGACAGAAGUUUGCCCCUUGGUUGGUUCUGCUCUCUUUCUCCCCUUAUCCUGAAGGUCUACUCUCCACGCAUGUAUGCGACUUGA
Molecule: messenger RNA, 920 nt
Organism: Colletotrichum acutatum
Lineage: Eukaryota; Fungi; Ascomycota; Sordariomycetes; Glomerellales; Glomerellaceae
Exons: 1
Source: RefSeq, a predicted model, not a curated record